UUUGCUAUCUUGUUGGAUAAAGAGCAUACAAUGUGUCUCUACGAGUGACACCAACAUUGUGUCAGAUUUAGAUAUGAGAGGCACGGCGUUCUUCAAUGGCACCAUCUAAACUCCUAGGCGACAAGCCUCUGAGAUGCGCGUUACUAGGGACGUCGACGCGACUAUGAUUUCUAUUCGCGAGUGGGCUGCCGUGAUGUACCGUGCAAAGUUCCAAGUUCUUGGGUUCGCAAGGGAUGUCUGGGGUAAAUUUCCGGGUAAAGGUGCCUGACGUAUGCUGCCACUUCUGGAGCUGUAGGGUAGCGAACACCAAGAGAAAUCGGAUUGUAUUCAUAGUGAUGUUUUCGCAUGGGUGUUGUUGAUUGAACACUCUUCGAAAUCUCCAUACUGGCGACUCGACGUAAUGGACAUUCGUUUCCUAGCUUCAGCAGCUGUUACAGCGUUAGCCACGGUUGGCCUUGCAAGUGCAACAGUAGGUGUAUUCGAUAUCAAUGACCUCCUGCAACCAGAUCUACAACAUGUCCUCGGUUCAGGCGGAACCCAUCACGAUGCGCCAUGGUCACACAAGCCAUACUGCAUUACCAGCUCGUAUCUUACCACAUUGGAUCAGGAAUACUGCGUCUACACAUCCAACACAACAGGCCCACAUGGCCUUUCCCUCGUCUUCUCCCCGGCUUCCGCGCAUUUAGCAACAAAAUAUCUCGACGACAACCCAAUCAAUAGUUUCCUAACGCAGCAAGACGCUGAACGUCUGUACCUUGGCGGCCAACCAUGGAAGAUCGUGGACGUACCUGGGAAAGCGAAAGGCGUAGUAGCUACUCGGAAGAUCAAGAUGUACGAGACAUUCAUGAUUGACCAAGCAGCUGUUGUGGUAGACGUAGAAGCCGAGAAUGCUUUGACCGAUGAGGAGAACAAGAAGUUGUUGAAGAGGGCGGUGGAUCAAUUGCUCGUGCCGGGUAUGAUUCGAGAUAUGAGUGCUGCGCAUGCCGGAAACAGAGGCGACGCCAAUGAAGGUGAUGAAGAACAGGACACAGAAGGGAGAUUGGAAGAAGAUAUCAUGAAGACAAAUUCUUAUGGAAGUACGGUGGCUGAGGUCAGCUCGAAGGCGUUAUAUCCACUAAUUUCACGAAUAAACCAUGCCUGCAACCCAAAUUCCUUCGUUCUCUUCUCUCGCGCUGGCGUCUCAAUGGCCAUAAAAGCCUACCGCGAUAUCGAACCUGGCGAGGAAAUCACCGUAUCCUGCCUCCCCUCUCCGAAACGCCAAUCUUUAAUAAAGCGCUGGGGUUUCAAAUGCACAUGCGACCUAUGUAGCCUCCCUACCCAAGAACGACAGGCUUCAGAUCUCCGCCGCACCGUGAUCGCGCAAGCCGAGGAAAAGAUCAUAGAACUAGCGCAAGAGUACAAACUCACCGAAGCGAUCUCUCUGGCAGUAGAAUCUGUGGAGAUGAUCAAGGAAGAGGGGAUUUGGUCCAUGUUGACUGAUGAGUACGCCAUGUUGGCGAUGCUAUGGUUGGAGAAGGGGGAUAAGGGGAAGGCGGAAAUGUACGGUAAGAAGACGCAUAGGCUGUUGGCAGACCUGGGAUUCUUGGGUAUUGGAGAGGAGAGGGAGGCGUGGAAUUUGGAGACGCUGUUGACGAACAUUGGAGGGCUGGGUGGUAUGGGGAAGGCAUGGAAGAAGGGCCCGUUGAGAGGCUGAGAGCAACCGUGGUUAGAGCAGCAUCAUUGCUUGAAGAUUAGCUGUAA
Alternaria alternata is the source of this 1740-nucleotide messenger RNA. RefSeq names its product SET domain-containing protein. The coding region runs from base 401 to 1693 and encodes 430 amino acids. The transcript is spliced from 3 exons. The record is from RefSeq and is a predicted model, not a curated record. Gene Ontology annotation, molecular function: protein binding. Lineage: Eukaryota; Fungi; Ascomycota; Dothideomycetes; Pleosporales; Pleosporaceae.